AUGUACAAGGCCGUCAUCCUGCCGACGCUACUGUAUGGAGCGGAGACUUUGACGGUGUACACAAAGCAGGCACACCGUCUGAACCACUUCCACCUCAGUUGUCUUCGUCGCAUCCUGGGGCUGGACUGGCAGGAUCGAAUCCCCGACACUGAUGUGCUGGAACGGACGGGAAUCGUCAGCAUCUACACCAUGCUGAGACAAAUGCAGCUGCACAGGAGCGGCCACCUGGUGCGCAUGGAUGACGAGCGACUACCCAAACGACUCUUCUACGGUGAUGUCGCGACGGGCUCUCGCCGCCAAGGAGGCCAAAUUCGCCGUUACAAGGAUACCCUGAAGUCCUCCCUUAAACAUCUGCAAAUUAACCCGACCAACUGGGAAGAGCUCGCCCUCGACCGACCGACCUGGAGGAGGAAAGUGAAGACAGGCGCCGUGAUCUAUGAGGCCAACAGCAUCGCCGCUACCAAAGUGAAACGCGAGACACGCAAAUCACAGCUACGCCCCGUCCGCAACGCCGACACACAUCCGCUUGCAACGUGUCCUCGAUGUCAACGGACAUUCCGGGCACGAAUUGGACUCAUUGGACACCUUCGGACCAACUGCACCUCCUAUACCGCACCAACCGCCGCCCCUACGCCCGCAUCUGCCUCGUCCUCUCCGCCGCCAACUAACUCUGACAUUUCUUCUGAACCACCACUUCCAUCCUCCUCUCCUUCCUCCUCCUCCACCACCGCCCCAACGGCGGCCGUCUCGCACAUCACCAAACGCGACACAACAACCGACACCAUCCCUCCAACCUCCGACUCCAGGGGUGAGGAUCAGGACUACACCUGCCCUUACUGCGACCGCACCUUCACCUCACACAUCGGCCUGGUCGGUCAUUUGCGAAUCCAUCUCACAGAGGCAGGCGAACCAGUGCCUGGAGCACCAAUUUACACCCACCGCACUCGACUCCACUGCCCACACUGCCCUCGCACAUUCACGCAUCGCAUGGGUCUAUUCGGCCACAUGCGCACUCACGAGAGCGUAAUUGACCACAAUUCCUACACACCCACCACAUCCAACACAUUCACCAUGUCCAGCACCACCCUCGCUCCAUCGCCAUACGCGCCCAUCACCACCACCUCCACCACCAACACCACUGCUUCCUCUGCAACUGACACCGACACCGCCGACCUCUCAUGCCCACACUGCCAACGCACGUUCACCUAA
Molecule: messenger RNA, 1209 nt
Organism: Spirometra erinaceieuropaei
Lineage: Eukaryota; Metazoa; Platyhelminthes; Cestoda; Diphyllobothriidea; Diphyllobothriidae
Source: the annotation of a GenBank genome assembly